Molecule: messenger RNA, 954 nt
Organism: Apiotrichum porosum
Lineage: Eukaryota; Fungi; Basidiomycota; Tremellomycetes; Trichosporonales; Trichosporonaceae
Exons: 3
Coding region: 1-954 (317 amino acids)
Molecular function (GO): acyltransferase activity, transferring groups other than amino-acyl groups
Source: RefSeq, a predicted model, not a curated record
AUGUCCUUUACGAUCUCGACGUACACUCCUGGCGCGAGUACUGCUACGCUGCACGCCAUCUGGCAGUCGGCCUACGCUAGCUUACACCCGACCUUCUCCCUUCCAGCAGCCAAACUCCACCAACUAGUCAACACACCUCUGGCCAAGGUGUUCAUAUCUACAGCUGCAAGCGGUGAGGUGGCGGGCUUUGUGCUGACAUACCUUGUGCGCAUCGGCUCGUCAUCGCCAAAGCUACAGCACUACAAGGGCACGCUAGCUGCUCUCGUCGUCAGCGAUGCGUACCAGGGCCAAGGGGCCGGCACGGCACUGCAUGAUGCAGCGCUGGCGUACCUCGAGCCAGCGGUCCGGGACUCGCUCACUCGCUCCACCCCACCUGCCGCGCACAGCGAGAUCAUGUUUGGCUCGAUUGUGCCCCGCAUCUUCCCUGGCCUGCCUGGUAUGCCGGCUAUGGAACGCGCAAGAGCGUGGUUCACCAAACGCGGGUGGAACUUUCUCGACGGCGACAUGCAGAUUGACCUGUACGGCAAGCUGCCCACGAGUGUGGACCAGGAGGUGUUCAAGGUGGCUGCGGUGCAGAACGGCAUCACGUUCCGCCCAGCGACGCCGGCCGACAAUGAGGCGAUCAUGGCUCUGCAGAGCGACAACUUUGAAGACUACACGGUGAACGGCGUCAUCAUAGGCAGCGCAAUCGUGGCCAUGCCUGGGUCUCCGAUUCACGACGUGCUAGCGUGGCCAUGCACUUUGGGCGAGCGGUGCGGAUCCAUCUCAUGCGUUGGCGUCUCCCACUCGGCUCGGGGCAAGGGUGCCGGUGUCACUCUCGUUGCAGAGGGAAUGCAAGGCCUCACGGCUCGUGGAGCCGAUGGCGUGUUUGUCGACUGGGUCCGGAUGAAGAACUUUUACGAGCGAUUUGGACUGCAUCAAUGGGAGAGCGCAUACUGGGAUGCUGCCAGGUGA